This is a messenger RNA of Cercospora beticola, 1545 nucleotides long. RefSeq names its product cytochrome P450. NCBI's taxonomy places the organism in Eukaryota, Fungi, Ascomycota, Dothideomycetes, Mycosphaerellales, Mycosphaerellaceae. Gene Ontology annotation, molecular function: oxidoreductase activity, acting on paired donors, with incorporation or reduction of molecular oxygen; monooxygenase activity; heme binding. The record is from RefSeq and is a predicted model, not a curated record.
AUGGCCUUGAUACCCUUUGAGGUCGCGAGCACCCACACAUUGCUGCUGGCAAUUGGCUCCCUGCUCGUCUUGACCAGCCUCAUCCUUUACAUCUUCCACAAGCCCGCUUUCCCUAAGAAUGCUCCCAAAGUCACCAACCAUGACAGCAUACCGCUGAUCGGCGCUCUCAAGUUCUUUACUCGGCGCAUAGACUUCAUGAAGAAUGGACAGAGUCACUCUUCCACUGGAAACUUCAGUUUCUACGCCGGUAUGCAUCCCGUUGUCGGACUCUCAGGCAAAUCGGUCGAGCAACGACGCGUUUUUCUUGAGGAUAAGCGAUUGGGGUUCAGCGAGGGCUAUGCUGCACUCCUCGCCGGCGCGCCCGAAGUUAAGAAGAACAACAACAUCUUGGCGGAGAAGAAUGGCGGCGUGGAAAUUUCACAGUACUUCACUACUCGUCUGGUAGCAAUGCUGAAGGGAAAUGUGCUAAGGGACCGCUUACCUCAAUUACUGCAGGAUGCACGCAAGGCCCUGGAUUCUCUGGCCCAGCAAUCAGAGAAGGUCACGAAUCCUUUCGAAUCGAUUUAUCGCAUGGUCUUCCAGUUCACGAUGAGGACGGUGGCGUGCACUGAGAUCGCGGAUGACCCGGUGAAGCUAGAGCAAGUUCUGAAGUUAUUCGAACAGAUCGAUGCGGCCAAUACGCCUACUCAGAUCAUGUACCCUUGGGUUCCAACACCUUCGAAGUUGAAGCGUCUGAUGGCUGGUACAAAGCUGUAUAUGAUGUUCCAGAAAAUCAUCGAUGACCGAAAAGCAUCUGGGCGACAAGAUGAUGAUGCUUUGCAAUUCUGUUUGGAUCACGGAGACAAUGUCACUGAUAUCAUCACCUUCGUGGUUGGAGCAUUGUUUGCAGGACAGGUCAACAGCGGCAUCAACUCAGCUGCGGUCUUGUGCUAUCUCGCCAAUAACACCGAGUGGAUGAAGCGUGUGAGCGACGAAGUCGAAGCGAUCGCGGACAAAUAUGCUCCGAACAAGGACUUGCCACUAAAAGAGCGUCUAAUGCACAUUCCUAUCGAAGCGUGGGAGGGCGAAUUCCACGCAAUGGACUAUUGCCUCAAGGAAACGAUCCGGUUGCAAAUGUGCGGGACCGCUUUCCGGAAAAACUCCUCGAAUUCGGACGUCGUGAUCAACAAGCAGACUGGCGAGGUGAUUCCAGCAGGCUACUACGUGGCCAUGGCCGUCGAUGACAUGCAUCUUAACCCAGACUUGUACCCCAAUCCUCGAGAGUGGGACCCUGCAAGAUAUUCUCCUGAGAGAGCAGAGGACAAGAAGGAGACGCAUGCUUGGAUGGGAUGGGGUGUCGCCCGCCAUCCUUGCUUGGGCAUGCGCUUUGCCAAGCUCGAGAUCAACCUCAUCGUAGCCUUCUUUCUGGCAUAUUUGGAUAACAUACAGUUACUGGAUGAGCACAAGAAGCCCAAGACGCGGACCUGGGAUGUGGAUCGCAACCGUCAUGGUUCGUAUAAGCCUACGGAGACGACUUAUCUCAGGUAUCGGGUGCGACCAGAGUAG